Molecule: messenger RNA, 1105 nt
Organism: Rubroshorea leprosula
Lineage: Eukaryota; Viridiplantae; Streptophyta; Magnoliopsida; Malvales; Dipterocarpaceae
Source: the annotation of a GenBank genome assembly
AAUUAAACAACUAAUGAAAUACCAAGGAGCACCCAAGCUAUUUACUUUUAAAAAAUGAGAGCUGAAACACGUCCCAUUCUCGCCUGUGUUUGGAUUCUCCUAGAAGCUGCGAAUUUGCGAUACCCAGUUGGGCAAAGAACCAUGGCUACCAUGCCUUUCUCUGCGACUUUCUCGUCGCCCGUACGUGGUUUCUCGCAAUCCAAACAGACCACAGCUUCGUUUUCUCCUCUGCCUUCCAUUUGUUUCUCUGCUCCUUCCUUCAAAUGCUGUCAUCGGUCCUCAAAAUCGACCUUUCUGCAUCGUGGGUUUUCCUUGCAGUUUGCAUCUAUUUCUGCGUUUCAGUCGAAAUCUCGAUCUUUUUCCAUUUAUGCAGGAACAGCUACGGAGAAAACCCUCCAUGAUUUCACUGUAAAGGAUAUUGAGGGGAAGGAUGCUCCUCUUAGCAAAUAUAAGGGGAAAGUUCUUUUGAUUGUCAACGUUGCUUCAAAAUGUGGUUUGACAACAUCAAAUUACUCAGAGCUCUCACAACUGUAUGAGAAAUAUAAGAACCAAGGAUUUGAGAUUCUAGCAUUUCCUUGCAAUCAAUUUGGGGGACAAGAGCCAGGAUCUAAUUCCGAGAUAAAACAAUUUGCUUGUACCAGGUUUAAAGCAGAAUUUCCAAUAUUUGAUAAGGUUGAUGUGAACGGACCAAACACAGCUCCAGUUUACCAGUUUCUUAAGUCUAGUACAGGUGGUAUUUUCAAUGAUCUGAUCAAAUGGAAUUUUGAGAAGUUUUUGGUGGACAAAAACGGCAAAGUUGUGGAACGGUAUACUCCAACAACAUCACCACUUCAAAUUGGGAAGGACAUUCAGAAGCUCCUUGCAGCGUGAGGAGUAGCAGGAGAAGAAGGACAUGUAAAUGGAGAAGGCAUGAGAAAUAUGUAGAUUAAUAGAUUAAUGUUCUUUGUACUAUAUAUGAACUGGUAAUAACAUAUCUUGUUCUGUUUUACCUCUUCAUUGGCCAGAGACUCAAGACAUGGGACGAACGGUUACAUGAUUUGUGCUUCAGAUAUCACUAAUUUUUUGAUGUUUUUCUUCAUUUACAAGUUCAAUUCCUAGUGUUCAU